UUUUAAAGAAUUUUUUGCAUGUGUGUAGGACACAGAUGUCUAUACUAUAAGACAUCUGUGGUGUAGGACAGUCACAGUGUGUCAGGAAGAGCUAGCAAGUGAAGAGCUUCUUGUACACUUUUCAAUGGCCACGCUCGAGGAUAAAUCUAUUUGGGAAGAUGGAGAGGAAACAUUGGGAGAGGACGUCCUACGAAUGUCUACAGACGAAAUUGUGUCACGUACACGACUGUUAGAUAAUGAAAUCAAGAUAAUGAAGAGCGAGGUUAUGCGGAUUUCUCAUGAGCUUCAGGCACAGAACGAUAAGAUCAAGGAGAAUACUGAGAAGAUCAAAGUGAACAAAACUCUCCCAUACCUGGUAUCCAAUGUCAUCGAGCUAUUAGAUGUCGAUCCACAAGAUAUGGGAGAGGAAGAUGGAGCGGUGGUUGAUUUAGAUGCGCAAAGAAAGGGCAAAUGCGCAGUCAUAAAGACGUCAACUCGCCAGACAUACUUCCUCCCUGUGAUCGGUCUGGUCGACGCCGAAUCGCUGAAACCAGGUGACUUGGUAGGUGUGAACAAAGACAGUUACCUAGUGCUGGAGACUUUGCCAGCUGAAUAUGAUGCCAGAGUCAAAGCUAUGGAAGUAGAUGAGAGGCCUACAGAGCAAUACUCUGACAUCGGUGGAUUGGAUAAGCAAAUUCAGGAACUCAUUGAGGCCGUUGUGUUGCCUAUGACGCACAAGGAGAAAUUCGAGAACCUAGGAAUACAACCCCCCAAGGGCGUUCUACUCUAUGGUCCACCUGGAACCGGAAAGACUUUAUUAGCUAGAGCCUGUGCCGCCCAAACAAAAUCUACCUUCUUAAAAUUAGCUGGUCCACAGUUGGUUCAAAUGUUUAUUGGUGAUGGUGCUAAAUUAGUCAGAGAUGCGUUUUCUUUGGCCAAAGAGAAAGCCCCAGCAAUAAUAUUUAUUGAUGAGUUGGAUGCUAUCGGCACAAAACGUUUUGAUUCAGAAAAAGCAGGAGACAGAGAGGUACAACGUACGAUGUUGGAACUGUUAAAUCAAUUAGACGGCUUCAGUUCGACCGCUGAUAUCAAAGUGAUUGCUGCCACGAAUAGAGUUGAUAUCUUGGAUCCAGCCUUGCUGCGAUCAGGCCGUUUGGACAGAAAAAUCGAGUUCCCACAUCCCAACGAGGAAGCCAGAGCUCGUAUUAUGCAAAUUCAUUCGCGUAAAAUGAAUAUGUCGCCAGAUGUAAAUUUCGAAGAAUUAUCUAGAUCCACGGAUGAUUUUAAUGGAGCACAAUGUAAAGCUGUAUGUGUAGAAGCGGGCAUGAUAGCGUUACGGCGCAACGCAACAGAAGUUACUCACGAAGAUUUGAUGGAAGCUAUUAAUGAAGUCCAAGCGAAAAAGAAAGCAAAUCUGAAUUAUUAUGCUUAAUAUGCUGUGUUGCGUCAUUUAUCUAUUAGGAUAUAUCUUUUGUAUAAUAAAUAUAGAAACACAUCUCUAACUCUUCACUACUUCAUCUUUCGACAAGAUACACAAAAAAAUAAUGACUAAAUAUGCCAUGUAU
Cyphomyrmex costatus is the source of this 1544-nucleotide messenger RNA. It is a transcript of the gene Rpt5, whose product is annotated as 26S proteasome regulatory subunit Rpt5. The record is from RefSeq and is a predicted model, not a curated record. The transcript is spliced from 3 exons. NCBI's taxonomy places the organism in Eukaryota, Metazoa, Arthropoda, Insecta, Hymenoptera, Formicidae. Gene Ontology annotation, molecular function: ATP hydrolysis activity; ATP binding. Bases 125 to 1411 code for a protein of 428 amino acids.